This is a messenger RNA of Phytomonas sp. EM1, 2304 nucleotides long. The record is from the annotation of a GenBank genome assembly. Lineage: Eukaryota; Euglenozoa; Kinetoplastea; Trypanosomatida; Trypanosomatidae.
AUGAGAAAAAAUCUUCGUAAACAAUUGUCCAACUUCUAUGAUACAAACCAGAGUGAGGAGGAAGGGUACGCCCCCUCAACCGCUUCCUCCUCUAAGCAUAGUCAACAUGUAACCAUUGUACUAGAGGAGAGCCCAGUAUCAUCAAUAUCAAACCCUUCUGUCGAUGUGAUUGAGGAAAAUUUUCCGAAGCUCAUCACCAUUGAAACACCUACUCUUCGCAAGCUGGAGGAAGCGGUGGCGCAGACAAAGCGUACACUACAGCACAUUGAUGCAUUAGUUUUCCAGGCAGUUUGGAAAUGUAUCUUGCCCCGCUCUCAGGUGGAUCAGUCCGAGAAGCGACGAUCCCCCAAAGAUGGGUUGAAGCCGCUCUCUGUACGACAGCGCCGUGCUCAACUAGCCGCAGGGCAAACACCUUCGAGUGCCCAGCUCUCUGGGCUGCGUUUGUUUUCUUCCAAGUCACGCCAGGGGAGUUAUAUGAAGCAAGCUUCUAGCUCCUUGCCAUGUGCUAAGCCUUUCCUGCCGACUAGUCGGUUUCCAGAAGCACCGCCGCUGAACCCUAAAGAGCGUGCACAGUUCAAUCAUGACUUACACGGCGCUAUUGAAGAGACCAGACGCUCAGGACUAAUACACUCUACGGAGAAACCAAAAUUGUACGGAAACAUGCGCGUGCGAAGUUCUUCCCUGCGUAGCAUUGCGCUCAAGCUUGCAAUCGAAAAGAAUAAUACAGAGGCUGCAGUUCUCCCCUCAAAUCAAAAAUCCCCCUUACUGGUGGGUUCAUCUGUUUCGCUCCUCAUACUGGAGGUUGCGAGGAAACGAGCGCUAGCGGUCUUGUUUUUGCGUCAGCUGAGGUUGCGCGCUUAUCAGCGGCGCCUCCUCCUCGAGGAAUUUCAAUGGCGACGUAACUACUGCCUCCAAUGGAACACGCUUCGGAGGUGGUGUACCUUCGCACGGGUCCGUCAAUCUCAUAAGCGGACACUCUUAAAGCGUACCGUAGAUCACUGGCAGAUUGUCGUGGAGUGCCAAAAACGUCUGCGCACUUUUAUUCAACGUUUUCUCACAGGGAUUAACGAUCGUCUUCGUGCAAUUGCAGUCAUAAAGGAGACACGGCAACGUUUUUUUUUCCUUCAUUGGCGCAGCAAAUUUACAAAACGCCGUGUAAUGUGUGCAAUGAGUAGCGCUGCAGACUCAUUUAGAUUUUCGAAAGAUGCAGAUAUCGUGGGAAGUGGCGGUGCAGCCCCUAGAAAACAAUAUCUAACUGUAUUUUCUUCGAAGGACGGUCUCGAAGAAGGCGAAAAGUCACGGUGCUCACAUGCAUUACGCUGCGCGUAUGGACAUUGGAAGGGUAAGACAGAAGAACGUCUAAAGGCUCGUUUUGCGGAGUCGCGAUACGUCCAGUUUAUGAAGUGGCGUGUUUUUGAAAAGCUCAAGCAGGCAAUUAAUCGGAAUAAGACUUCUGUAUCUACACAGGCGACGCCCCAUUCUCCUUCCUUUCUUCCUAUGUUGAUAAAUUGCACCUGUGCCGCAAGUGAGCUCCUCCUCGAUGCGACCGGUAGGGCGUUAUCUCAGCGCUUUCGCACCGUAAAUAUAAUUUCGUCACCACCAGAGGUAUGGUGCCAUAAGGAUAAAAUGGCUUUUCAGGUUGCACAAACAACCCUGAUUCGGCGUAUUUACCGUCAAUGGCAUCGACGUUAUCUUUGUCGUCGAGGCGGUUGGUACUGCAUUCGUAAAAUUCAAUUCGUUACAAUGCGUCGGUGGAUGGACUUGAUGGCUCGUCGUCGUCUUGACCAUGCAACAUGCCAUGCUGUUUUAAAUUGUUGGAGAGAGAAGCUACAUAGACGGCGUUUAGAGGGAAUGGCCACUAGUGUUUGUGCGCGGAAUACCAUCAGCCGAACUUUUUACACAUGGCGGCUGAAUUUCACAUUUCGGAGUCGGAACAACAUAGAGACAAUGCGGUGGUGUCUACAACAAUGGUGGGAAAGGGCAGCCCUCCAAAUUGGAGCACGCACACUAGCCAUCCACCAUCGUCAACGAUUGUUUUAUAAAUGGAGAACUCGAACCAGUGCUCGCGCCCGCUGCCGAGCGCUCCUGUUGCUUGCUGACACGCUCAGGGAAACAAUCUUGCUUGUCGGUUGCAUACGGGUUUGGUGGCAGAAGGUGAGGGAUGUGCAAAAAACGCGAACUAUGUGUGGAAUAAUUGAGCAGCUGAAUUUAGAGCAUCGUCGGGAAGUGUACUUUUUAAAAUGGAAGCGAAAGGUGUUCAAGACCACACUGCUAUCACACGUUGUUACCGUCAGUGGGACUUAG